AUGUCAUCCACCAGCGAGAGCAGGUACACCUAUGAGCAGUACAAGGAGACAGCUGAUUGGCUGCUGGAGCGUACGACUCACAUGCCCAAGGUGGCCAUCAUCUGUGGUUCUGGACUGGGAGGGCUGGCAGACUUACUGGAGAAUAGUGUAGCCUUCCCUUAUAAAGACAUCCCUCACUUCCCUCAGAGCACAGUGCCAGGCCAUGCUGGGAAUCUGGUGUUUGGGGAGCUGCAAGGGAAGGCCUGUGUUUGUAUGCAGGGCAGGUUCCAUUACUAUGAGGGCUACAGCAUCGCCAUGGUGACGUACCCGGUGCGUGUGUCUACUCUGCUUGGGGUGGAGACGUUGAUAGUGACCAACGCUGCAGGAGGACUGAACCCUAAGUUCAAUGUUGGUGACAUCAUGUUGAUCAGAGACCACAUCAAUAUGCCUGGCCUGGCCGGCAUCAACCCUCUGAGGGGACACAACGAUGACAGGUUUGGUGUGCGGUUCCCCUGCAUGUCGGAUGCGUAUGAUGCAGACCUGGGCCGUUUGGCUCGAGAGGUGGCGGAGGAGCAGGGCUGUUCCUCUUUCCUCCAACAGGGGGUGUACUGCAAUGUGGGCGGCCCCGCCUUCGAGACAGUGGCAGAGAGCAAGAUACUGCUGAGCCUGGGGGCAGACGCUGUGGGUAUGAGUACAGUGCCAGAAGUGAUUGUGGCUCGUCACUGUGGUCUGCGUGUGUUUGGCCUGUCUCUCAUCACCAACCGCGUGGUGUCAGAGUAUGGCAGCCAGGACCGCGCUAACCAUGAGGAGGUGCUGGAAAUCACCCAGCGACGCACACAGGACCUGCAGAAACUCAUCAUCAACCUCCUGGCCCGAAUAUAGAUACACACACUAUCUGAUAGUGAUGUUCAAUUUCUUUUUGAUUUAUUUCACCUUUAUUUAACCAGGUAGUUCUAAUUUACAACUGCAACCUGGCUAAGAUAAAGCAAAGCAGUUCGACACAUGCAACAACACAGAGUUACACAUGGAAUAAACAAACAUACAGUCAAUAAUACAGUAGAAAAAGUCUAUAUACAGUGGUGGCAAAUGAGGUAGGAUACGGGAGGUAAGGCAAUAAAUAGGCCAUGGUGGCGAAGUAAUUACAAUAUAGCAAUUAAACACUGGAAUGGUAGAUGUGCAGAAGAUGAAUGUGCAAGUAGAGAUACUGGGGUGCAAAGGAGAAAGAUAAAUAAAUACAAUAUGGGGAUGAGGUAGUUGGAUGGGCUAUUUACAGAUGGGCUAUGUACAGGUACAGUGAUCUGUGAGCUGCUCUUACAGCUGGCGCUUAAAGCUAGUGAGGGAGAUAUGAGUCUCCAGCUUCAGUGAUUUUUGCAGUUUGUUCCAGUCAUUGGCAGCAGAGAACUGGAAGGAAAGGCGGAUGAAGGAGGAAUUGGCUUGGGGGGUGACCAAUGAAAUAUACUUGCUGGAGCGCGUGCUACGGGUGGGUGCUGCUAUGGUGACCAGUGAGCUGAGAUAAGGUGGGGCAUUACCUAGCAAAGACGUAUAGAUGACCUGGAGCCAGUGGGUUUGGCGACGAAUAUUAAGCGAGGGCCAGCCAACGAGAGCAUACAGGUCGCAGUGGUGGGUAGUAUAUGGGGCUUUGGUGACAAAACGGAUGGCGCUGUGAUAGACUGCAUCCAAUUUGCUGAGUAGAGUGUUGGAGGCUAUUUUGUUAAUGAUAUCGCCAAAGUUGAGGAUCGGCAGAAUGGUCAGUUUUACGAGGGUAUGAUUGGCAGCAUGAAUGAAGGAUGCUUUGUUGCGAAAUAGGAAGCCGAUUCUAGAUGUAAUUUUGGAUUGGAGAUGCUUAAUGUCAGUCUGGAAGGAGAGUUUACAGUCUAACCAGACACCUAGGUAUUUGUAGUUGUCCACAUAUUCUAAGUCAGAACCAUCCAAUACUGUCAGUAUAAUAAAAACUAAGGACAGCUUGAAUCAGAGAGAUACGAGUGUAUCUGAUUCCACACCCUGUUUUCCAAAUCAGUAUUUGUGAGUUAUUAAUAUGUGCCUGAGAUUGAGAGGACUUGGAACUCAACUCCACCUUAUUAUUGUCCACAACUGAUUAUUCUUUCUUAAGUAAUAUCUUAUUUUCUUGAAAAAGCUGACACUGAUAUUCCAUUCAGUCGAAAGUCCUUUUUGUAACUAUCUUUCUAAAAAUAAAUGAAUAUAUUAUAUUAUAGUACUGUUAUCUGUUAUUGUACUGACAGUAUUGACAAUUUUAAUUGAUUCAUAUAAAAGUUUUUAUUCUAUGAACAUAAUGCCUCUUUCUGCUGUUGUUGCCUUGCUUUAUAACCCUGCAUCUCUUCUGAAACACUCUUGUGAAAUAAAAGGCACCAUUCCAA
Messenger RNA from Oncorhynchus nerka (sockeye salmon), 2354 nucleotides. RefSeq names its product purine nucleoside phosphorylase-like. The coding region runs from base 1 to 861 and encodes 286 amino acids. The transcript is spliced from 6 exons. Gene Ontology annotation, molecular function: purine-nucleoside phosphorylase activity. The record is from RefSeq and is a predicted model, not a curated record. Gene Ontology annotation, biological process: nucleoside metabolic process. NCBI's taxonomy places the organism in Eukaryota, Metazoa, Chordata, Actinopteri, Salmoniformes, Salmonidae. Gene Ontology annotation, cellular component: cytoplasm.